Molecule: messenger RNA, 3535 nt
Organism: Neodiprion fabricii
Lineage: Eukaryota; Metazoa; Arthropoda; Insecta; Hymenoptera; Diprionidae
Exons: 12
Coding region: 225-3344 (1039 amino acids)
Molecular function (GO): iron ion binding; monooxygenase activity; heme binding
Source: RefSeq, a predicted model, not a curated record
AUUUUUCGUUACGACGCUGUUGAUCAUGCGGUACAGUUACCAAACAAGUGGAUACCACGUAUAGAUAUACAUGUGUAUCGAAAUGAUCAAAAACUGGUUAGAAGCGAAACUGAUCUUCAAAUUCAGUUGUGCGUUCAAAGUGUGAGGUGAUUAUUUCUAGUUGUUCAUUUAGACGGUACCGUGAUCAAAGCACACACAAAGGUGUUACUUGCUGUGAAAAAGCAAUGGGUCUCAUAACUCUGCACUGGUUCCUCGAUGUCAUCGUCGUAUUUCUUUCGAUGGUCGUGCUGGCCUACUUCUAUAUGACACGAAAUUUCAAUUACUGGCCGAAGAGAAAUGUAACAGAGGUCCCGCCAAAACCAUUUUUUGGAAAUUUCCUCGACUGCUGUCUCUUCCGACAAUCAGCUUCCGGAUGCCUCAACGCAGUUUACCAACAGGCGAAAGGUCUUCCGUACAUAGGAUUUUACAUCUUCGAUAAGCCGGCUUUGAUGUUGCGAGACCCUGAAAUCAAUAGACGGAUUUUGAUCAAGGAUUUCAGUUACUUUGUCGACAGAUAUGCAAAAUCAGCGGAAUCCGAUCCUAUAGGAUCCGCAAAUCUAUUCCUCUUGAAAAAUCCAGCAUGGAAGAGUCUGCGCCAUAAAAUUACGCCUAUCUUUACGUCUGGAAAAAUAAGGCGGAUGUUCCACCUGAUGUUGGCAGUAGGCGAAGAUCUCGACACUCAUUUAAGUGCUCUUCAAUUGGAAGGGAAUGGAAACAUCGUCGAAGCGAAAGAGAUUGCCGUCCGGUUCACGACGGACGUUAUCGCAUCCUGCGCCUUCGGCUUGCGAGCUAAUUGCUUGAACCAUCCAAAAGCAGAGUUCAGACAAUGCGGAAGAAGCAUGUUUGAGUUCACUUACAAACGCGGUGCUGAGUUUGCCGCCUUCUUUUUUAUUCCAAGGCUAGUCACUCCGCUGAAUUUGAAGUUCUUCUCAACGGGCUCCUCCGAUUUCAUGAGAAAGGUUUUCACGGAAACCUUCAAUACGCGAAUGACCAGCGAUGUUCGUAGAGAAGAUCUUAUCGACCUGCUCAUUCAGCUGAAACAGUCCGAUUCUGAAGAUUCCCAAGGUUUCAAACUCGAAGGAGACACGUUGGUUGGACAAGCGGCUGUCUUUUUUGCCGCGGGAUUUGAAACCUCAUCAAGCACCCUGUCUUUUGCCCUUUACGAGCUUGCUCUACACCCAGAUAUCCAAUCAAAACUUCGAGAAGAGAUAACAUCAGCUUUAGCGAAUAAUGGAGGGAAAAUAACCUACGAAAUGGUGCUGAGUCUUGAAUACCUUGACCAGGUCGUCUCUGAAACUCUGCGAAAAUAUCCAUCCGUCCCUUUUUUGGACAGAGUUGCAAACACGGACUACAAACUGCCAGAAUCCGGCCUGGUCAUUGAGCGGGGAACUCCGGUGUAUAUUUCUCUCCUUGGGCUUCACUACGACCCAGAAUAUUACCCCGAGCCUGAUAAGUUUGACCCAGAGCGAUUCACCGAAGCGAAUAAAGCGAAGCGUCCUGCCUUCACUUAUUUGCCCUUCGGCGACGGUCCCCGUAACUGCAUUGGUCUUCGGUUUGGGCAGCUCCAAGUGAAACUGGGAAUUCUCAAAUUUGUAUCGAACUAUGAGCUCUCUGCAUGCGAUGAAACGAUGAUCCCUCUACGCUUCAACCCAAAAUCUCUCCUCGCGGGACCGGACGGUGGUCUGUUUCUUCGUGCCCGUAAAAUUGAUUCUUAUUUGAUUUUCAAGAACAUGUUAUCGCCUCGGCCUGACCUUUGCUUAAAUCACAAAAUGGUUUUCUUUACGUCAUCUUGGAUCUUGAGUGCCGCGAUUCUCUUCUUCACCGCCCUCGUGUUGGCCUACUUUUACAUGACACGGAACUUCAACCACUGGAAAAAUAAAGGUGUGACGGAAGUAACGCCGAUCCCAUUUGUUGGAAAUUUUGGUCAAUGCCUUCUCUUCCGGCUAUCGGUAUUCGAGUACCUUGCGGAAAUCUACAAAUGGGGCCAGGGCCUGCCCUACGUGGGGUUCUACAUAUUCGACAAGCCAGCUCUGGUGCUCCGUGAUCCGGAGGUCAUCAAGAGCGUCUUACUCAAGGAUUUUCAGAACCUCCCGAACAGACAUGGGACUGCAUCCAGCAAAGACUUCACCGGAAAUAACAACUUGUUUCUCAUCAAGAAUCCUGACUGGAAGAACCUGCGCUACAAAUUGACAUCCGUGUUUUCUUCGGGAAAGAUGAAGGCGAUGUUCCCAUUGGUCAACGCUGUCGGGGACGAUUUGGCUACCUACUUCGAGCACCUCAAUCUGGAAGGAGAGGGUCAAGUGCUCGAGUUGAAGGAAAUCUGCGCCAAGUACACGACCGACGUUAUAGGCACCUGUGUUUACGGCUUGCAGGUCAACUCGUUGGCAAACCCGAAUGCUGAGUUUAGAAAAUACGGGAGAAGGAUGUUUGAUUUCACCUGGAAACGCGGCGCCGAACUGAUGGCCGUAUUCUUUAUUCCCGGGAUCACAAAUUUCUUCGGAUCCAUGCUCUUCGAGGGUGAGAGCUCGAAUUUCAUGAAGAAAGUCUUCUGGGAAACUUUGACGACCCGCAUGCAGACUGGCUUGAAGCGCAACGAUCUCAUAGACCUUCUCAUAGAGCUGAGGAAUAACCAAAAGGACGACGACUUGUUCCAAUUUACUGACGAAAACAUGGUCGCCCAGGCUGCAAUCUUUUUCGCAGCAGGAUUCGAAACCUCGUCGACACUGGUGUCUUUCACGCUGCACGAAUUGUCCCUGCAACCUGAGCUGCAAACCAAACUCCGUGAAGAGAUCCUGACAGCUCUGGAAGAAAGCGACGGAAAGCUGUCCUAUGACCUGGUGCAGAACCUUCCAUACCUGGCCAAGGUCGCCUGGGAAACUCUUCGAAAAUAUCCCUCGGUGCCGUUUUUGGACAGAGAGGCUAUUUGCGAUUACACAAUUCCAAAAACUGGCCUUUUAAUCAAGAAAGGAACUCCCGUCUACAUUCCAUUAGUAGGGCUUCACUAUGAUCCGGAAUAUUACUCUGAUCCCGUCAAGUACGAUCCGGAGAGAUUCAGUGAAGAAAACAAGAAAAAGCGACCUGCCUUUACGUAUUUGCCGUUCGGCGAAGGUCCUCGUAACUGCAUUGGUCUUAGAUUCGGACUAAUGCAAGCAAAGAUUGGUCUCAUCAAAAUCCUCUCAAAGUUCGAAGUCUCUCCGUGUAACAAGACCCUCAACCCCAUGCGCGUAGAUCCAAAAGCACUCACUUACUCGUCGGAUGGUGGCUUGUUCCAUCGAGUACGAAGAAUCACGACGACAGCCGGGUAAAAGAUAACUGCGAAUCCCAUUCGUUGCUCGUAUAAGCCUAGUAAUCUGCACGAUGCUUACGCCACGAAGUAGAAAGUCAAAUUCAAGAAUUAACCCACCUUAAGUGAAUGGUAGAUAGCGUCUCGAAUACAUUUGAUCACACAUGCGUAAAACAGUAUAGUACUUUUUAUGUUCAACGUCUAUACAAAGAA